This is a messenger RNA of Oryza brachyantha (malo sina), 1901 nucleotides long. RefSeq lists its product as uncharacterized. The transcript is spliced from 8 exons. The record is from RefSeq and is a predicted model, not a curated record. Gene Ontology annotation, cellular component: plasma membrane. The coding region runs from base 96 to 1412 and encodes 438 amino acids. Lineage: Eukaryota; Viridiplantae; Streptophyta; Magnoliopsida; Poales; Poaceae.
UUCUUCUUCUUCUUCCUGCUUCGGUUUUCCUUCCCCAACAACAACGACGCCGCCGCCGCCGCCGCCGCCUCCAUUUCCCUCCUCGCCGCCGCCGAAUGGGGCCCGCCGGGGGGCUCAUCGCCCUCUCUCUCUGUUUGCAGGUGCUGCUGCCCGCAUUUGCUCAUGCUCUUCAUCACCGGAUCGACGACAGCGCAGGCGGCAUGAUGCCGGAGCUCUCACCCACACCCUUGGUUCCCUUCCUGGCGCCGGCCGGGGCCCCCCUCGCGCCAUUCUUCAACAACACCACUCCUCCAAAGCUCUCAGGCAACUGCUCAUUGAACUUCACUGCUGUGAAUGAGCUCAUCACCACCACCGCUGUCGACUGCUUCGCCUCCUUCGCUCCCUUCCUCGCCAAUGUCAUCUGCUGCCCCCAGCUUCAGGCCAUGCUCACCAUCCUCAUUGGCCAGUCCAGCAAGCAGACUGGCUCCCUCGCCUUGGACCCCACCGUCGCUAACUACUGCCUCUCCGACGUCCAGCAGCUAUUGUUGAGCCAGGGCGCUAGCGACGAGCUCCGCACCAUCUGCUCGCUUCACCUCUCCAACGUUACCGAAGGAUCCUGCCCUGUCAGCACCGUCGAUGCCUUUGAGAGUGUUAUUGACUCCUCCAAGCUCCUCGACGCCUGUCAGAAGAUUGAUCCUGUCAAUGAGUGCUGCAGCCAGACAUGUCAGAAUGCUAUCGAUGAAGCCUCCCAGAAGAUCUCUUCCAAGGAUGCCGGCCUCACCACCUACACUGGUAGCCCCAAACUUGAUAGUUGCAGGAACGUUGUGCUCAGAUGGCUAUCCAGCAGGCUUGGCCCAUCGUCUGCAAAGCAAAUGCUCAGGCAAAUAUCUAACUGCAACGUCAAUGGAGUUUGUCCACUAAGCUUUCCAGACACAAGUAAAGUGGCAAAAGAGUGCAGUGGAACUGUCAAGAACAGUACUUCAUGUUGCAAGGCUAUGGACAGUUAUGUAUCUCACUUGCAAAAGCAAAGCUUCAUAACAAAUUUGCAAGCUUUAGAUUGUGCCCAAUUCCUUGGUGGGAAGUUGCAAAAGAUGAAUGUCAGCAUGAAUGUUUACAGCUCAUGUCAGAUAACUCUUAAGGACUUUUCACUUCAAGUUGGAUCUCAAGAAUCUGGAUGCCUUCUUCCAAGUAUGCCGUCUGAUGCAUCUUUUGACCCAGCUUCUGGGAUUAGUUUCACAUGCGAUCUGAAUGAUAAUAUUGCCGCCCCAUGGCCAUCUUCUAUGCAAGCGUCGUCUUCAUGCAAUAAAUCUGUUAAUAUCCCGGAGAGACCUGCUGCGACAUCAGCACAAAAUGGUGUCAGCCACAACAGAUUGGAGCUUAGCCUACUUAUUUCUUUGGGCACCCUUCUUGUUGCUGUUUCGCUGCAAAUGUAGUCCAGUUAGCCAAUUAUUGAUUUCAGAUUCAGGAGGGCUGAUCGGAAUUGUUAAUUACGGAGUUUUUGUGCUUGAUGAUCACAUCAAAGUGUUGUAGGUUACAUGUGCUUUUAGUCCCUGAUAGCUGUUAGUGUAAUUUCUUGUAAGCUAUAUAAUAGUAGUAAUAAUUUAUUAUGCCUUUGUAUAGAGAGAAAGAAGGGACAAUUUAAAAAGGUGUGAAAUGCGCAGGACAAUUAAUUUAGCGAGACAACUGUUGUCUGAUGGGAGUUACAUCACAUUGCGGAUGGGCUCCAUUAUUGUUUAGCAAGCAUCUAUAUUAUUGAAUUGUUGAUUUUCUGACGAUGUGUGAAGAAGCCUGCUUAAUGAUGACUGAGAAUAUCAUAUCCUCUGUGAAUUUUGAGGUGGCUAUGUACCAUUGAAGAAUUGGACAUUAAUUAGCAGAUGGAGGGAUUCCUGUGAUAAUGUGAAAGUGGCCAGUUGUUGGUCAGG